AUGUGGCGUAAUUUGUUAAAAACAAAAUUUUUUUCAAACUGUCAAAACGCUAUAGUGAAUAAAGAUGGCAACAAUAACGGCAAAAAUAUUUUGUUGAGUUUUGUCCGGCAUAGAAAACCGAUCUGGGCCCCACUGGCCGCCACCAAACUUCACAGAGUUGUCGAAAGGAAAGAGAUUGACGUUGAGGAAGCCGAAGAAAUGAAAGUAACUUCAUUUUGUGGUGAUGUUUUUCGAUUUGAUUUAAAUUACGCAUUCAACCUCGAUCUUUGCAGUGAAUACUUUAAGCAAGAAAAUGAAGCCAGGGAAAUUCUGAAAGUGAAGUCAGCGAGAGUGGCGGACGAGAAAGAUUUCAAAGAGCUUGUCAUAAAGGUGAAUGAUGAAUGGAAUGCUGAAUCUGCCAGAAUAAGGAAAAAUCUGGAUGAAAAAGAGGCUGUAGUCAAAGAUGAAGAAUACCUUGAACUUAUUGAUGAAUUAAACAGGAAAGAUGCUGAAAGAAACGAGAUAGCCACUGCAUUGCUCGAACAAGCUAAUAGGGAAAGACCCAAUUUCAUCACCGAGACCAACUUGGAUCAAGCCAUCGAGGAGUCCCUAAACAAACGAACCACCCACAAUUUCUAUAUUGAUCUUGAGGGGAACAGGUACUGCGAAAACCCAGACGGGUCUGUCGAUAUGAAACCUCGGAAUCCCACGUCUGGGGAUUUUAAAAGUGAAAGUGAAACUAGGGAUGGGCGAGAUGAGGAAGAAGAUGGACCAGUUGAUGGCGAAAUUGUCGGGGAUAAUCAUGAUAGUGAGGAUGUUAACAAUAAAGUUGACAGUGCAAAUGAUAUUUCAAAAGAUUCUCGAUAA
Messenger RNA from Helobdella robusta, 846 nucleotides. RefSeq lists its product as hypothetical. Gene Ontology annotation, cellular component: mitochondrial small ribosomal subunit. The record is from RefSeq and is a predicted model, not a curated record. The coding region runs from base 1 to 846 and encodes 281 amino acids. The transcript is spliced from 4 exons. NCBI's taxonomy places the organism in Eukaryota, Metazoa, Annelida, Clitellata, Rhynchobdellida, Glossiphoniidae.